Odontomachus brunneus is the source of this 3106-nucleotide messenger RNA. Its product is annotated as histidine-rich glycoprotein-like. The transcript has a single exon. Bases 21 to 863 code for a protein of 280 amino acids. NCBI's taxonomy places the organism in Eukaryota, Metazoa, Arthropoda, Insecta, Hymenoptera, Formicidae. The record is from RefSeq and is a predicted model, not a curated record.
CGAAUCCGGGCGCGAUCGAGAUGGUGCGAGGUGCGAUGCUAUUUCUGCCAUUCAUCGCAAUAUGUUCGCUCACAUUACAGCCGACCUGUCACGCCCGGGACUUGGCUGGCGCGGGAUCGCAUGUCAGCCGUCGCGACGUGGAAGGGAAGAACGGUGACCAUCAUGUAGGUCAUUUGGAGGCCGCGGUGUCGGCGCCGACCGUUGGCGUCGAUCUGGAGACCGCGGCGACCGGCCACAAGGGCCAUUAUCACGAGUCCGGCGGUGGCCACAAACACGAGGCUCAUCAUCACGAGGAGCACGGCGGCAAAGGUGAGAAAGGCUACAAGAGUCAUCACCAUCACGACAAAGGCGACAGCGGUAAGCACGACAAGGAACACCAUUCCGGCCACCACGAGGACCACGGUGGCAAGAAGAAGGGCCAUCACGACGAGCACGAGAAGUACGGCGAGCACCACGAGGGUGAGAAAGGUCACAAGGGUGGCAAGUUCGGUGAGAAAAAGGGGCAUAAGAAAGGCCACAAGACCAAGGGCUACCACAACAAAUUCCACAAGGACGAGUAUCACAAGGAGCACAAGUUCUAUGAUGAUUACCAUAAGGGUGGUCAUCAUGAGAAGCACGGCGAUUUCCAUGGACACCACGAGAAGAAGGAAGGCCACCACAAGAAGGGCGGUCAUCAUCAUUCCGGCUAUCACGAAGAUCACCACGGCAAAAAGGGCCACCAUGACAAAGGUCAUCACGACGAGGCACACAAGGGUCAUCACGGCAAGCACGGCCACGAGCAUCAUGACGAGCAUCACGACACAUAUGGCAAGAAGGGUGCUCAUCAUUCCGGAAAGAAGUACGGCUAUAAGAAGGGACAUUAGGCUUGCACGUCCAAGUACGAUCGCGGAUCGAAGGAGGACCGCUCGAUUUACGGUUAUUGAUAGUUUUAUGUACCUUCUUAGGAGGGGAUUGCGUGACGGUGGCGCGCCGCGCGCAUUUCGUCCCAUACUUUAUAAAGCAAACGUUGCGAACAUCGUCACGUGCAGAGAAACCGCCCGUCUUGUCUCUGUUGCUUUCUUUGUGUCUCUCUCCCUCUCUCACUCUGUCCGUCUCUCUCUUUUUCGGUCUUAAUGGGUCGAAUAAGUUUCUCCUCCCCAGCUCAUAUUUGUCCCGGCAGCUACAUUACAGUCAAGACGGCGACGUGAUAUUACGCCUUAUCGAUUUUCCGCGAUUUAUUGCCGCCGUUUUUCUCGACGGCCUUUUACCACUUCCCAUCGCAGCCAACUAAAGUAAUUUCGCCGUUUCCUCCCGUCGCCUACACACUCCCACCCUAUCCUCUUUCACCAGACGAUUGACGAGAGAUAACGACUGCGUGGGGAUGGAUGGGCGAUUGUUUUCCGACCAGUGGUCUGUUCUUUUCAACUGCACUGCUACACUGGUGCAAUAAGCUAAAGUGAAAUAAAAUAUAUUUGUCUCACUCUAACUUAUUGCACCAGUGCAACAGUGCAGCUGAAAAGAACAGACUUCAGAUCGCGCCGAUCUCACGCACCAUCAUGGCGCACAACGUCGACGAGAUCGCGCGCGUCAUCGGUAUCAAUUAUUAAUGUCAUCGAUAUCAAUUUAGCUAAAAGAUCGCGUCGAUUAAACUCGAUUAUCCGUUUCGUAAUGUUCGCGCUAUCAUGGUUUCGCGUUAAUGUGGCUUUUUUCGAUUAAAUGUAAAGCUGCGUACGCCGUUUGCUCUGAGCGACGGUGAAUUAAUUUAGAGAGCACGAUAAAAAUGUGCUUUUUAGCGCGCGCGCCUCUCCAUUGUCGGAGACGAGAGUAAUGCACUGGCGAUUCCGUCGCGAUAUGAUAUGAAUUUUAAUGUCACAUAUAGCACAGGUCAUUAAUGCGCCAAUAAUUGAGGUUAAUCGAUUGGCCAACUGAUUGAAUUGAUUCCCGGAUAUUAAUGUGUCGCUCCACGGGAACGCGUUGCGAGUUGGCACCGUUAAAUUUGUAUGUAAAUACCGCGUAUAUCUACGUAGCUGCGGCGUUAUCUCACGCGAUGCUGCGCGACGCGACGCUACGUUACCCACAUUGUAAAACAUCGAAAUGCAAAUAUACUUUUAUAAUGUCACAUCGAGACGAUAUCUCGUAUAUUCGGAAACAAAGCGUGUGCGCGUGCUCGCGCUCGCACAUGCACGCCGUGCCGUCUACAAUUUACAGUAACAUUUGAGAGUAACGCGCUUCAAAUCGCGCUGUUUCCGUACCGUUAAAUUUCUCGAAAUAGCCCGACACGUACUGUUUCACAGUCUAUUACUAUCGCGAAGAGUGACGUUGCCAAUGUCGUGUGAAUGUCUCUCUUCCAUAUAAAGUAAAAGCAUCACUGCCCGAAUCUAUAACUAAUUUUGGACAUUCUUUUUGUUUUGGUCUUAAUAAAUACAAAUAUAUUAUAUAAUAUAUAUUUAAAUUUUCGACAUAAAAGAAAUACAUAUACAGAGUAUUCCAAAUUUGUCUCUUUCGUGGAAACAGAACAAAUUAAAGUGAACAUAAAAGUCCUAUAUCAUUUUGUUAUAUUCGCAAUAAACGUCGAGAUAUUAAUUAAAGAAGAUUAGUAAAUGAUCACGCGAUAUGUUAGAUGAGUUGUAAUGGCAUCGUUUGCCAUCGUAUACUUAUAUAUUAGAUCAAAUUGAACAAAAAGGUUUUUCACCAUUUUGCAAAUGACCAUAGAUUUUUGGAUAUUAAUAAGAAGAUUUGUAUAGUAUCACGCAAAAUCAUGUGACAACUUUCUUUCAUUAAUAACUAUAAAUUUAUGGUUAUUUGUAAAGUGAUAAAAAGAUUCUUUUUUGUUCAGUUUCGUCUAAUGUACAAGCACACAACAGCACACAUCGCCACUACAGCUGAUCUACCAUAUUGCCUGUGAUCAUUUGCCAAUCUUUUUUAAUUAAUAUCUCGACAUUUAUUGCCAAUAUCGCAAGACGAUGUAGGGCUUUUACGUUCACCUCAAUUAUCGGGAUAUUAAUUAAAGAAGAUUUGUGAAUAAUCAUGCGAAAUAUGGUAGAUGAGCUAUAAUGGCGACGUCUCUCAUUGUAUGCUUGUAUAUUAAGUCUAACUUAAUGAACAAAAACGUCCUAUAUCAUUUUUC